This is a messenger RNA of Aphidius gifuensis, 1263 nucleotides long. RefSeq names its product putative hydroxypyruvate isomerase (gene Gip). NCBI's taxonomy places the organism in Eukaryota, Metazoa, Arthropoda, Insecta, Hymenoptera, Braconidae. Gene Ontology annotation, molecular function: hydroxypyruvate isomerase activity. The transcript has 4 exons. The record is from RefSeq and is a predicted model, not a curated record. Gene Ontology annotation, biological process: glyoxylate metabolic process. Bases 269 to 1063 code for a protein of 264 amino acids.
AAUUCAAAAUAAAAAACAAAAAAAAAAACAGCUGGAUUGCCUGGUAGUGACGUAACAAGUGUCGCUGAUAAAAACAAUUUCAAAUAACAAUAAUAAUAUAAAAAUCUUUAGAUUAAUAAAUACUAACAUAAAACUGCAUUAAACAUUUCCAACGAGUAACAACUUCAAGGCUAACCACUUGAAUUGAUAAAAGAUAACUAACUUAACAAAAAUAAAAUAUAUUUUCUUUAGGUUACACACCCACUGAAGUUUUUUUUAAUCAUAAAAAAUGAGUUUUAAAUUUGCAAGUAAUAUUAGUUUUAUGUUCACCGAGUGUCCAAGUAUAAUUUCAAGAUAUAAAUUAGCUAAAGAAUCAGGUUUUCAAUAUGUUGAAUCAGGAUUUCCAUUUGGUUAUUCUGUUGAACAAGUGUGCCAAGCAAAAGAAGCUGCUGGAGUUGAUCAAGUUCUUAUAAAUGUAUUCACAGGUGAUGUUACUAAACGUGAGCUAGGCUUUGCUGCAAUUCCUGGUAAAGAAGAAGAAUUUAAAAAUAGCAUUGAGCUAACAAUUAACUAUGCAAAAGCUCUGAAAUGUAAAAAAAUUCAUGUUAUGGCUGGAAUUGUUGAGACACCAACACCAGCAAAUGAUAAUGUUUAUGAAAAAAAUUUAAAAUAUACUGUUGACAGAUUUAAAGCUGAAGAUAUCAUUGGACUUAUUGAGCCUAUUAAUAGCUACUCUGUGCCAAAUUAUUAUCUAAAUUCUUAUGACAAAGCAAUUGAGAUUAUUAAAAAAAUAAAUAGCCCUCAUUUAAAGCUGAUGUUUGAUAUAUUUCAUCUUCAACAUAUCAAAGGAAACAUAACAAACACCAUCAAAGAAAAUUAUUCACUUCUUGGACAUGUUCAAAUUGCCCAAUGUCCAGGUAGAGGUGAACCAGAUACACCAGGUGAAUUAAAUUACAAAUACAUAUUUUCUGUUCUUGAUAACAUUGGCUACACUGGCUUCAUUGGUCUUGAAUACAAACCAAAUGAUACAACAACACAAGGCCUCAAAUGGAUCAAUAACUUUGGCUAUAAUUUAAACAAUUAAAAUUUCAUAUAUAUAUUUUUUUUUUCUUCAUUUAAUACAAACAAUUAUUUUCACAAAUUAAAUAUUCAAUAAACACUUGGAUAAAUUAUUAAUAUUAGUUAAAAAAAAAACAAACACACACACGUAAAUUUAUUUUAUUUUAGUAUGAAAAAUUAAAUAAACUAAAUGAUUGAUAAAUUUUUUUUUUUAAAUAUACAAUU